UAAUGCGGGGACCACAUUUUGUCGUGAAAUGGACAGAGUUUUGUGAGUUUUUCUGUCUUUAUCGAGCAAUUAUUUAAUCUAGUGUAAGUCACUAUACUCCCCAACAACGUUUAUCGUCCAUAAUGUUCACUUUGCAGUCACUUUGUCUUCGUCCAUAUGAAAUGGUCCCGCGUGACGUUGCACGUGACGCGGCGCCAUCAUUAAACAUGGCCGACCAAGAAAAUACAAACAUGGAAGGCGACAGGGGAAAGAAUAAACGUUUUGCCGACAAAGUUGAGCCACUCGAGGACGAGUUUACGCAGAGAACAGGCAACCAGAACAAUUUUGGAGAUAAGAAGGGUGCCGGUGAGUGCCGCGCCACGUCGGAGUACUGCGAAAAGCUGCAGGCGUGGAUGUGGCAGUACUACACUGGGUAUGUGAACUGGCAGAGCUGGCUGGCAGCGUCAGCCAUGUCCUUCCCUCAUUAUUUACAGUCAGCCAGCGGGACGUCGACGGGCUCUCUCGAUUUCAACUCCCAGCACUGGCAUAACAGCCCGUUUGGUCUUCCGUUGUCGCCUUACCCGUCUGCCGCCGCCUCCCCAAGCAGCCGGGUAGGUGAACCUGCAGGUGGGGCUGCAGUGCCCGGCCAGCCACAGCAGCAGCAGCCGCAGGAAAAUGGAAAUGCACAGAGACCAGGUCGCGAGUAUAGCAUUCCUUCACCUCUUCAAAGACUCCUGGCUGAGAUGGUGGAUUUUUUCAUUUUGUUUUUCAUCAAAGCAACUAUAAUCAUCAGUAUUAUGCACCUCAGUGGAAUUAAGGAUGUUUCCAAGUUCGCAAUGCAUUUCAUUGUGGAAGAAAUAGAUGAGGACACGUCGAUGGAGGAGCUACAGAAAAUGAUGCUUGUUGCACUUGUCUACCGGAUAUUAGUGUGUUUUUAUGAGAUCGUGUGCAUCUGGGGAGCAGGGGGAGCCACUCCAGGGAAGUUUCUCAUUGGACUCAGAGUUGUUACAUGUGACUCAUCAGUUCUGGUUCAUCCUAACAGGGUGCUUGUCUUGCCAGCAACUAAUGUCUCUCUGUCUGCAUCUACUGUCCGAGCCUUGAACAAGAACUUUUCAAUUGCCUUCUUUUUCCCGGCCUUCAUCACACUUCUGUUCUUUCAGCACAACCGGACUGUGUACGAUAUGGUAGCUGGUACAAUUGUUGUCAAGCGCUCCAGGGCUAGAUGAGGCUGAAGAGCCCACAAGAGAGUCCUACAGUAUUGCUGAGCAGGAACUGUGUGAUGUUUUUUGAAAAAUGCCAGCAGAACUCCUCAGACACCGCCCUUUCAAGGGAUCGUCUGAACACGCAGGAGCAUUAAGAUGUUGCCAGAGAGCUUGAUACACAUCAGUAUGAACUAUUGAGGUCCCUACAACUUUGGUUUGGUUUGUCUCUGACACAUACUGUAUUUCUGCAUGUAUGUCUACAUGCUGCUUUCAGAAUCUGUUCCUGUGCCAAAUGUAUGUCUCCUCUGAAGACAGAAAAAAUGAUGGUAUAUGCUACCUUUUCACUAACACAAGAUUUGCCUCUUUUUAAAUUCUCUUCCAAACUAAGGGUGAAUGUCUUGUAUCACUCAGUAGUUAACUUGCUAACCAUGCAUACAUGAGAUUAUACCUGAAGUAUUUCUUUGUAUUAAAAUCUUGUCCUAAGAGUUGUAUGCUCAGAGUCCUCAGUUUUGAGUUGAGUUCUGUCACUGUAAGAGUGAUGCAUCGUGCUCAGCUUUUUAGCUUCUGUAAAACGUUGGUUUAAAGGCACAUUUAAAAGUAAUGAAGGGAAAUGUAAACUGACUCUGACAGCAUGCGUGUGAUUGAAAAGCUAAUGUCCGAUGCAUUUUAUGUGAUUAACUGUUUUUUGCAUUUAAUUAGAUUAAAUGAAACCACCACUAUCUA
Xiphias gladius (swordfish) is the source of this 1904-nucleotide messenger RNA. Its product is annotated as protein FAM8A1-like. The coding region runs from base 123 to 1205 and encodes 360 amino acids. The record is from RefSeq and is a predicted model, not a curated record. NCBI's taxonomy places the organism in Eukaryota, Metazoa, Chordata, Actinopteri, Istiophoriformes, Xiphiidae. The transcript has 5 exons.